Messenger RNA from Fopius arisanus, 2167 nucleotides. RefSeq names its product Probable cytochrome P450 4aa1 (gene Cyp4aa1). NCBI's taxonomy places the organism in Eukaryota, Metazoa, Arthropoda, Insecta, Hymenoptera, Braconidae. Gene Ontology annotation, molecular function: heme binding; iron ion binding; oxidoreductase activity, acting on paired donors, with incorporation or reduction of molecular oxygen. The transcript is spliced from 6 exons. The record is from RefSeq and is a predicted model, not a curated record. Bases 633 to 2078 code for a protein of 481 amino acids.
CGGAUUGAAGAGAAAAAAAUCAAUAAGGAAAUCGAAACGCGAGUGGCAUACGUGACACGAUUGGAAAUUGCUUUAUAAUUAAAUGUCUAUUUCUUUAAAUACAUUUUCAUUGUUGUCCUCUCACUUUCUGGCCAGUUGUACGCAUUUUCUCCUGUCGAUGGGACAAUUUCUAAACUCGAGAGUGUCAAUAAAUUCGAUCGACGACAAUAAAUAGCAGAUUAUAAAAAUAGUUUAUAGAAAAAAAAAACUUUUUCAAAUGAAAUUUCUGAUUUAUCAUUUUUUAAUUGUGGAAUCGGUAGAAAAUCGGUUAUUUUAGUGAUUAUUCAGCUUCUUCCCUUCUUUUUCAAUUUUUUAUUUCAUUAUUUCUUCAAGUGUUUUCCUCUAUUUUUUAAAAUACAUCUGAAGUGUUUUUGCACUCAAUUACGAUGAGCCGAAAAUCACAUAUUGUUCAAUCAUUCCGUCGUAAUGCGUAAAAGAAAUCACAGGGUUUUGCUAACUGCCAAUGAAAAAAAGUUUCUCAUUUUUACUUGACAUAUUUUCCAUUACGUGUAAUUACUCGAAAUCAUGAACAAUAAUUAAUCAAUAGAAAAUUGAAAUAUCUAAUAAAGUGAUUCACCGAUAAAUUGUUAAACAUGUGGGAGCGAGUUGUGAGUAAUCCCUGGAUUAUUCCAGUAAUUCUGAUAAUUAUUUGUGGAAUCUGGAGACUGAAAAAUUAUCUCCGAGCUGUUACUAUGGUAUUAACAAUGAAUGGGCCAAAGAUUGUUCCAUUCCUGGGGAAUACCGGGUAUCUCUACGACGAUAACCUACUGAAAACAAUGUCCCACAUGGCGUAUGCCAUGUACGGCUCUUCGUUCCGUCUCUGGGUGACAGUUCUUCCCUUCGUGGUACUCCUGGAACCCCAAGACAUCCAGCAAGUACUCGGAAGUUCAAAGCACACCGACAAAGUACUAUUCUACAAAUUGCUGCAUAAUUUCCUGGGUAAAGGCCUCAUCACGAGUGAUGUAUUAACAUGGAGAGCCCAUCGUAAGAUACUCCAGCCGAUUUUCCAUGUCAAUGUUCUUGAGCAAUUUGUGAGAAUUUUUAACAACUCAGCGGGAAGUUUGGUCAAGUGCCUGGAGGAAUCUAGAGAUCUAGGCAUUGACAUCACUCGUGUAGUCAAUGAUUCUGUUUACGAAAUUCUCAAUGAAACAGUCCUAGGGAAUACAAAUAAAUCUGAGAUAUCGAGCUCGCCAUUCCGAAGGGGACAGCUGCUCUUCUCCUACAGGUUGACCCAUCCUUGGCUCCUUCUGGAGUGGAUUUAUCGAAGGACAAGUCUCGGGAUGUGCGAGCAGAAUCACCGGAAGGAUCUCACCCUCGCAUGCCAGAAAGUGCUCAAGUCCCCGAAGAAUUCCGCGAGUAUUUCACUCCUGAAGCUUAUGAUCGAGGCAAAGGAGAAGCACCAGAAUUUCAGUAAUGAAGAUAUAAUUAACGAGUGCUGUACUUUCAUGCUGGCUGGACAGGAUUCGGUGGGCUCGGCAGUCGCUCUUAGCCUUUUUAUGCUUGCCAAGCACAAGAAGUGGCAGGGAAAGUGCCACCAGGAGCUCGAGAGAAUCUUCAGAGGCGAUGAGAGACAACCGACACUUGGAGAUCUUCGAGAAAUGCGAUAUCUCGAAAUGAGUAUCAAAGAGACCCUCAGGAUGUAUCCCAGUGUUCCUUUCUUCGCCAGAACCCUAGGAGAAGACAUACAAGUCGGGAGUAGAAUAAUUCCAAAGGGCUGUGGUAUACUGAUAAUGCCUUACAGUACUCACAGGCUUCCUCAUCAUUACCCAAAUCCCCAUGAGUUUAAUCCAGAGAGAUUUAACUCAGAAAAUUCAUCGAAACGGCAUCCCUACGCCUAUUUGCCGUUUAGCGCUGGCCCAAGGAAUUGCAUCGGGUACAAAUUCGCCAUGUUGGAGAUGAAGGCGAUAAUCAGCGCAGUUUUGCGACGAUUUCACCUGGACAUAGCCCCCGGGAGGGAGGAAAUCACCCCGAAGUUUCGAGUUACCGUCAGGGUAAAGGGAGGAGUUUGGAUUAAGGCUCACCCCAGGGAUAAUCCUUAAUAUAAAAAACCAGAAGGACAUUUAGAUAAAUAAUAAAACAAGAUGUUAUGUAAUUCUUUUAUUGAAAUACAUAAAACAUUAUUAUUGCU